AUGUGCAAAUACACCAUCACCACCUAUAAAUGCACACACAAGCACUACGCUCGCCACCCCACCACCGCCAUCUGCCACGAGAAGCCCCACGAGCCCGAAUACAGCAACUCGACGCACGUCAAGGGCGCGAACGACUGCGACGCCUGUGUACUCAUCAAGGGGGAGACAAGGCCUGGGCUCCUGAAGAGGGUGGCGACGAGGAUUAGGGAUAGGGCUGUGCUUAUCAAGGAUGAGUGUGAUGAGUAUGAGAAGGAGUAUAAGUAG
This is a messenger RNA of Morchella importuna, 264 nucleotides long. RefSeq lists its product as uncharacterized. The coding region runs from base 1 to 264 and encodes 87 amino acids. The transcript has a single exon. The record is from RefSeq and is a predicted model, not a curated record. NCBI's taxonomy places the organism in Eukaryota, Fungi, Ascomycota, Pezizomycetes, Pezizales, Morchellaceae.